This is a messenger RNA of Anguilla rostrata (American eel), 2272 nucleotides long. RefSeq names its product dihydrouridine synthase 1-like (S. cerevisiae) (gene dus1l). The record is from RefSeq and is a predicted model, not a curated record. Gene Ontology annotation, biological process: tRNA processing. Bases 162 to 1619 code for a protein of 485 amino acids. Lineage: Eukaryota; Metazoa; Chordata; Actinopteri; Anguilliformes; Anguillidae. The transcript has 15 exons. Gene Ontology annotation, molecular function: flavin adenine dinucleotide binding; tRNA dihydrouridine synthase activity.
ACAAAAACGGGCCCGAUGUUUCCCAUCCGUCAGAUUUGUGUGUAACACAACCAUAGAAACACUCGGAAGUGGACGGCAGUCGCACGAUUGAAGGUGGUUGGUAGGUGGUCGGUGGAUACAUUUGAUCGAAGUGCAGCUGUUUGUAAGAACUGGCUGUGGCCAUGCCAAAGCUGCAGGGUUUCGAGUUCUGGAGGACCACUCUUAAGGGGGCACGCUAUGUUGUGGCUCCCAUGGUGGACCAGAGCGAGCUGGCAUGGAGGCUGUUGAGUCGCAGGCACGGUGCUGAGUUGUGCUACACCCCCAUGCUGCACGCGCAGGUUUUUGUGCGUGACCCUAAUUAUCGCCGUGAGAACCUAUACAACGAAGCUUGUCCAGAAGAUAGACCCCUCAUUGCACAGUUCUGUGCAAAUGACCCAGAAGUCUUUGUCAAGGCUGCUUUGCUGGCUCAGGAUUACUGUGAUGCCAUUGAUCUCAACUUGGGCUGCCCUCAGAUGAUCGCUAAGAGAGGACACUAUGGUGCCUUUCUACAGGAGGAGUGGAACCUUCUGGAGAAGAUGCUCACACUAGCCAAUGAGAAAAUUUCAGUGCCUCUCACAUGUAAAAUCCGAGUGUUCUCGGAGAUCGAAAAAACAGUGGAGUACGCCAAGAUGCUGGAGAAGGCUGGAUGCCAGCUGUUGACUGUCCAUGGCCGAACCAAAGAGCAAAAAGGAGCGAUGACCGGCAUUGCAAGCUGGGAGCACAUCAAGGCUGUGCGGAAAGCAGUGAACAUCCCUGUGUUUGCGAAUGGGAAUAUCCAGCACCUGAGUGACGUGCAGCGCUGCAUGGAUGAGACGGGCGUGCAUGGGGUCAUGAGUGCAGAGGGGAAUCUCCACAACCCGGCACUGUUUGAGGGCUCCAGCCCGCCUGUGUGGGAGAUGGCGGAGGAGUACCUGGAGGUUGUUCAGCAGUACCCCUGCUCCCUGUCCUACGUCCGCGCGCACCUCUUCAAACUCUGGCACCACACACUGCAGAUCUAUCAGGAGCUAAGAGAAGAGUUGGCCAAGGUGAAGACCCUGUCUGGAAUGGCGGAGGUCAACAGACAGCUGAAGCAGCGCUGCCAGGAGGAAAUGGCCAAGGGGGGAGACGGGCGGAAGAGCGUAAAUGGUCUGCCGUUCCCGCAUUGGAUCUGCCAACCAUACGUGCGACCCGUCUCAUUUAGUAACUCGACUGCAAUUUCAUGGCCAAAGGAACCAGGGAGUGAGAACGGGCAACCCAAGCCACAGACGAAGGUGACGUGUGUGAAGAGAGCACUGGAGGACAGCGAUGGCACCACAGAAUUCCUCUCCAAAAACAAGCAAAAGAAGAAAGCCCGCAACCCCCACAAGAAUUUCAACCUGGAGCAGAAACCAAAGUACAUCAGGUGUGAGCAGUGUGGAAACCCAAAGGGCAAUAAGUGCGUCUUUAGCUUGUGCCGCGGGUGCUGCAAGAAGGCGGCGUACAAGGCGACUGCUGACUGCCCUGGUCACGGGCUGCUGUUCAAGACGAAGCAGGAGAGAGCCUUAAAGCUGAAGAGUGAAGAGGCUCAGAGGGCAGCGAACGGGGAGAGCGCUGUCCAGGCGGGGGGGGAGCCCGUGGCCUGAGGGUGCGCACAAGGACACAAACGCUCCCACAUGCGCCCCGAGGCUACUGACCGCAGGGGCGGGCAGGGCGGGGCGGGGAGGGGCGGGGAGGGGGGAGCAGAGGGGACCAGCCGCACGCUCAGGCUCGCAAACCCUCUCAGGGUCCCUUCCCCUCGGUGGACAGCGUCAGCACAGCUCAGUUUACAGAGGAACGGGCAACGUCCUCAGCUCGUUCUCCCGUUAAAUCUUUGCCGUUUUUACAUUUGCCUUUUUUAUUUUUAUUUUUAUUAUUUUUUUUGUGUGUGUGUGAUCAAGUUAAGCCCAUUUGCUUAUGUUGUUUUUUUUUUUCUCCUGUGCAUUACUUUCCUUCAGAAUGCAACCCAUCCCUUUUUUCAGGAAAGUGAAGCUCGGUUAAACAAGAAUUUUAUAAAAGAGUAUUUUAUCUGGCAAGGAAAAAAAAGGAACUACACAUGGACAGAAUGUUCUUGAGAUGAAAUGCUUUUAUUAAAUAAGAGGACAGGGAUCACGUAGCCUUGGCUUACUAGACACUGGAUACAAGGCAGCUUGACACUGACCAUUUUAAAAAGUACAGAGAACAAGAAGGUCUAUGGAAUUUAACAAAUCUCCGGUCAAUUCAGUACAAAUAAAUGGUUGUUGUGUGUAUGGAAUCUGUA